Oryza brachyantha (malo sina) is the source of this 540-nucleotide messenger RNA. Its product is annotated as oleosin L-like. Gene Ontology annotation, cellular component: membrane; monolayer-surrounded lipid storage body. NCBI's taxonomy places the organism in Eukaryota, Viridiplantae, Streptophyta, Magnoliopsida, Poales, Poaceae. The transcript has a single exon. Gene Ontology annotation, biological process: lipid storage; seed oilbody biogenesis; response to freezing. Bases 1 to 540 code for a protein of 179 amino acids. The record is from RefSeq and is a predicted model, not a curated record.
AUGGCGCCCAUGGUGGCGCCGCCGCCAGCGCGUGCGCACCUGCACCACCACGGACAGCACCAGCGCCACCAGCCGCUGCGCCGCAUGGAGGGCGUCGGCGUCGGGUCCGCGCUCCGGGGGAGCCCGCGCGCGUCCUCGCUCGCCGUGGCCGCGCUGCUCGUCCCGGUCGGCGCCGCGCUGCUGGCGGGCGCCGGGGCCGUGCUCCUGGCCACGCUCGUGGGCCUCGCGCUCGCCGCGCCGCCGCUCGUGCUAUUCAGCCCCGUGCUCGCGCCCGCGGCGGCGGGGGCGGGGAUGGCCGUGGCGGGGCUCCUCGCCGCCGGCGGUCUCGGCGUCGCGGGCGUCUCGGCGCUCGCCUGGGCCGCCGGGUACCUCUGGAGAGGCGGCACGCGGCCGGGAUGGUCGUGCAGCCGCUGGAUGACGGGAAGAUGCAACACGGCGGCGGCGCGGGAGGGGCGGCGUUCGUCGGGCAUCGGCUCCGGGAGACCGGCCAAGAUGACGCCGAAGACGCAGCCAGGGCAUAAUAUGCAGUUCAAUAUUUAA